This is a messenger RNA of Zingiber officinale, 3325 nucleotides long. RefSeq names its product myb-like protein P. The record is from RefSeq and is a predicted model, not a curated record. Lineage: Eukaryota; Viridiplantae; Streptophyta; Magnoliopsida; Zingiberales; Zingiberaceae. Bases 995 to 3325 code for a protein of 776 amino acids. The transcript has 3 exons.
GCUAUGAAUUGACACAUUAAUUUUGGGCUAAUAUUUGGUGUUCUUUAUAUAUUUGCACAUGUUUAAUUCCAAUUUUGAUUAUGUUUCCCCAAACAAGGUUUUUAUGAGCUUUAUGAUAUUUUUCCAUCUUAUGCAUGAUUUAUUUCUCAUUUUGUGAAUUUGGUCUUGUAGGGUACACAAGGACUCAUGAUUCAAGUGGAGGCUUAGUUCACUCAACCAAAUGGAGUAGUGCAAGGCCACCUUUGGGCUCAAUUAAACCUGGAUUCCAAUGGAUUUCAAGGAGCUUAAACCCAAGCUAGAUCACACAUGAGCCUUACACCAACUUAGGGUUCAAUGAGCCAAAACCCUAGGUAUUUAAAGGACAUUUUGGCACGGUGAACAGUGAGCUCGCGCUACUGUUCAUCGUGCCAGUUUCUUGACGGCGCGGUCGCAGCUCCUCCCUUCAUCCAAAUCCGAGAUUUAGCUUGUCCUCAUCGGCGUGGAGUUCCUCAGCCUCCGGCGAUCAGAUUCCGACCAUCGGGCGUCGCCGGCGAGUUGAUUUUUCAGCCGCAGCACUGUAGCAGAGAUUCGCGAUUUUUCAUCCCUUGUCGGCGGUGGUCCUCCGAUUUGGGUUCCGUUCAUCCACAGAGUCAAAGGCGGUGUUCCUCCGGAGACUCUGGUCCAAUCCCGACACCAAACCAUCAACCACAGCUUCCAUUCCAGUCUCGCGAUUCCUUUUCCAGGCGGCGCUGCAGAGUUUCAGCUCGUUCACGAUUUCUGUGAGCACUUGAGGAAAACUGAGCUUAGCCAGUAGCUGGGAGACUCAAUACUGAUCUCUGUUGGAGUGUUCUCUGCAGAUCCUUGUGUGACGGCAAGGAGAAGACGAAAUUGAUUCGAGUUUUGGGUGUCUUCCUUUGCAACAUUGCUUGAACUUGACCCGGAGAUUGAGAGAACCUUUUGGGCUUUAAGGAGACAAGCUAGGUCAGCAGCAACUUGUGAGAGCAGAAUUUCAGAGAUGGAUAAUCAGAUAACAGAAGGGGAUCGAACUAUGAAAGAGCUUGCAGCACCAGAUGUGGCUUAUAAGUACUCAUGCAUCACUUAUCCAGAUUUGGCAGGAGAUUUUGAACUCAGAUCAGGACUUAUUCAUCUGCUUCCCAAAUUUCAAGGAUUAUUAGGAGAGGAUCCCAACCGCCAUCUACAUGAGUUCCAUGUGGUUUGUUCUACCAUGAAACCACAGGGGAUUUCAGAAGAAGACAUUAAGUUGAGGGCCUUUCCAUUCUCUUUGACAGGAGCAGCAAAGGACUGGUUAUAUUGCCUUCCAGCUGGAUACAUUACUAGUUGGAUUGAUAUGAAGAAAGCAUUUUUGGAGAAAUUUUUCCCAGCUUCUAGGACUGCAACUAUCAGGAAGAGCAUUUGUGGUAUUCAACAAGUAGUGGGAGAAACUCUUUAUGAUUAUUGGGAGAGAUUCAAGAAGCUGUGUUCGAGUUGUCCACAACAUCAGAUUAGUGAUCAGCUUCUUGUUCAAUAUUUCUAUGAGGGCCUACUUCCUAUGGAUAGGAGCAUGAUAGAUGCAGCAGCUGGAGGAGCCUUGGUGAAUAAGACUCCAAAUCAAGCAAGAGAGCUAAUUUCAAAUAUGGCAGAAAAUUCACAGCAAUUUGGGAGUAGAGCUCUUGGGACUAGAGUGGUUAAUGAAACUCAUUUGGUUUCGAAUGAGCAACAAGAAAUCAGAAACAAUUUGCAAGAAUUGACCUCUCUAGUGAAGCAAAUGGCGUUGCAAAAUUCAAGUCAGGUUUCAAAUUUUCCUUUACCAAUGAUGAAGUUGUGUGGAAUUUGUUCAAGCCAAGAUCAUUAUUCGGAUCAUUGUCCUAAUCUACAUCAAGAUGAAUCCGUUGCAGCCAUUUCAAGACCUCAAUUUCAGCAACAUAAAUAUGAUCCCAAUUCUUCAACAUAUAAUCCGGGAUGGAGGGAUCAUCCUAAUUUGAGGUAUGGGAACACAUUUUAUCAGCAGCCAACACAAAAUCAGAUUGGUCAGCCAUCAUUUCAACAUCAGCAGAAUCAACAUUAUUUCCAGAACCAUCCAGCAGUUCAUUCUCAGCAAAAUCAGCACUUCCAGCAACCACAAUUUCAGCAAAACUUCAACCAAAAUCAGCAAUUUCAACCAUUUCAGAAUUUUCAGCAUUCGAAUGUUGCAUUUCAACCACAACUUCAGAAUGCACAGAACCAGCAAAACCAUUAUCAGCAAAUUCAGCAACCUGUGCAGAAUUUCCAGCAGCCAAGCAGUUCGAAUCAGCAUCAAUUUCAGCUUGCACUUCCAUCUUCUACAAGUCCUAGAUCAAUGCAACCUCAGCAGAAUUCUAGUAGCUCAAAAAUUGAGGAUUUGAUGCAGCAAGUGCUUCAACAACAACAACAAAUGAUGCAACAGCAGCAACACCAGCAAAGAACUGAUACAACGCUGCAAAACAUUGAAAGACAAAUUGGGCAACUUGCUAGCAACAUCAAUCAAAUGCAGAACCAAGGAUCUGGGCAGUUACCUUCACAACCGACUCCAAAUCCUAAGGGAAAUGUGAGUGCAUUAACUCUUCGAAGUGGUAAAACAAUUUCAGAGCCAAAUCAGAAGUUAUCAGCUGGAACACAGCAGUGUUUUUCCAGACCAUUUGCAGAUUCAAACCUACAGAAUUCUCAGAUUUAUCCAGCAAAUUCAGAGUCAACAGAAUCUGAACAGAAUGACAUUUCUGGUACUGAUCAGCUACAUUCUACACAACCUGCAACUUCAGAAUCUACUCAAUUUAGUGGAGCAGAUUUUAGUUUGGAUUUUACCCCAACAGCAGCUUCAAAUUCAGCUCCAAAUUUAGCACAGAAUCUGGAAAAUUCUGCACAGAAUCUGGACAGAACUUCUAACCAGCAAGAAGCCGAGCAUUCUACUCCAUUACCUUUCCCUCAAAGAAGUGUACAACCAAGAAAAGAAAUGGAGGAAGAAAAGGCUAGGGAAUAUCAAGAAUUGGUGAAAUUGUUCAGCAAAGUUGAAGUGAAUGUGCCUUUGCUUACCAUGAUUAAGCAAAUUCCAAAAUAUGCCAAAUUCCUCAAGGAUCUUUGUGUGCACAAAAAGAAAUUAAAGGGGAAUGAAUUGAUCAGUAUGGGAAAGAAUGUUUCAGCAUUACUUCAGCCAGUUCCUCAGAAGUGUGAAGAUCCAGGAGUUUUCACCGUGCCUUGUCCGGGCUCUGUCGUCACUACUCACGAUGGUGACCGGUGGGCGAGGAUCUUGUCGAUACACCUAUCCUCUACCCCAAAUCAUAGAUGGGGGCGCAAUACUCUCAACUCGGUACUCAAGGCGGGAGGAAUCCUGUAG